Molecule: messenger RNA, 1517 nt
Organism: Ceutorhynchus assimilis (cabbage seed weevil)
Lineage: Eukaryota; Metazoa; Arthropoda; Insecta; Coleoptera; Curculionidae
Source: the annotation of a GenBank genome assembly
UUUUGUUUUGGUUGGCACGACUGUGGCAAAUUUGUUAAUAGUUUAAUUAUUUCUAUUUACAAUUUACACAAUUUAAAUAAGAAAUUUUAUAUCAAAAAUGUCUCAACAAGACGAUUUAGAAUUAGGAGACAUUAAAGAAGAGGUACCAUCCUCCAAACAAUUCGACGACAUAGUCACAUCGACAAUAGAACAAUUCGAAGUCUUAGACGUCCUGGAUCCUGAAACCACCAUGCUAAUUCAAGCCAACCAACCGAUGCUACCAAACAUAAUCUACCAAAUAGUUUGUCCAGAACCAUUGGUUCUUGCACCUAACAUUGAAUCAGCCAAAAAACGCGGACGUCCCAGAAAAUCCGAAAUCAAAGCCAAACCUAUUCCAGAACCACCGGAACCACCUCAAAAACCCAAAAUAAUGUCCAAAACACGCUCUGGACGUGAAGUAAAGUUACCUAGGCAUAUACAAAACGAUUUUGAGUCAGUGGAAAUUGAUAAUAAUGUACCAAAAAUUGAUAUAAAAAAAGAAAAUGAAGUCCCUAUUGCUGCUCCGGUUCAUGUAGAGCUGCAACAAAAAAAACGCAAAAUCGCCUCCCAAUACAGGUGCCCCAAAUGCCAGAAGGCCUACUUGGGCAAAAACAAGAUGCUCAAACACCUACAAAAAUACCCAUCUCACGGCCCAGUGACCCAAAAACAACAAAACGACUUUGAAGUUUGGAACCAUUUAGUUUCGGUAACCCAAAAAUGUCCUUCAUCAGAACGAGGCAGCAAAUUUUGUCAAGAAUUAUCAAAUCUUUUACAUAAUUUACUAUUUCUGACAAAUGCCUUAUUUAAAAAAGUUGGCAACAAUAAUGAAGUGGAAAUCGACAAGGUUUUAGGCAAUGCUGUUGGACUAAGUCCAGGGUCUUAUUAUUUUGACGAUAGUCGUUUGUGCAAAGACGUUGCGGUGUUGCAACUGAUGGAAAAUAGUGAGUUUUUGACCAAAAAAUCUGAAAAAGUUGAUAAAUCAAAGCCUGUACAAGUGGAGUUUGCUGAUUAUGAAAUGAAAAAUGAUUUCUCGUUGAAUAAUUACAUUGAUGAGCCACCGCCUCAAUCAAAAAUUGAUAUUUUGAUUAAUCCUGUGGAUGAGCUUAUGCUUCCUGUGAGCCCUGCUGGGCAUCAUAUUAUGGAUAAUUCUAGUAGCUCGGAUGAAGUUUUGAAUGUGGAUCAAUUUGUAAAUGAAAGGUUUAGGAAGAUAACUGAAAAUAAUUUAGAGGAGACAAGUUUGUUAUCAGAGUUACCACCUUUGGAGUUGUUUCAGUUUCAUAAUACUUGACUUUUGAUCUGGGAACUUGUAUUUUCUGGCACUUUCUCGAAUAAUGUUAUUUAUUAUUGAAAUUAAAAAAAGCUUCCUAUAGUUAUGCCUUUAGAAAGUACAAGUUUAAGUAUUAAGUAAAUAUUUAUUUGUUUGUUACAUAAUGUGUAGGUACCUAGUAAUUUUCAUUUGUGAUUAAAUUUUAUUAAACAUUAAAAAAUUCUUAUACUAA